AUGGACCAUACUCUGCUUCUGGCAUUGUUUCUCUGCAGUGUCUUCUGUUUAGCGUCGAGGAGUAGUCAUGAUGGUUAUCCCCGUCCCUCUGAAUCUGGAGAACGGUUGUUGCAAUGGCUGUUAGAUCACGGUGGAAUAGCCCAUGCGACGGUGGUGGAAAUUGGUCCAGGCCAUCGCAAGUUGAUGACGAAUCGAGACUUGGCACAAGGAGUGGAUGUGUUGUAUGUUCCUUCGGAAUUGAGUCUUCAUCCUGCAUCUCCUCAUGUCGUGACCAAUAAAUUCAUUCGAGACGCUCAGAGCUGUUGUCCGCAGCAGGUCACCGAGGAAUGGAUCAUGCAGACCUUUCUCAUGCUGCAGGCUUCUUCUACUGCUAGUGCUACUACCGGUAGAGGAACAUCCCUGUUUGACCCCUACUUUGACUCUCUGCCAACACUGGAAGACUACCAACGACACUGUCACUGGUCGCAGCAGGAAAUCGAGGAACUACAGAUGCAACCCUAUGAACCUGGCAUGCCUCAGCCCCAACCAAACCGAAUUCCGGAACCAUCCGCCUGGUCUCCUGCGUUCUUGUGGGACAAUGACUAUGAAUGGAAUAAAUGGACAACCAUCACACAGCAAGUUCUCGACAAGUUCAAGUGGAAUAGUACACCUGCAGCUCAAGCCUUUCUCAAACAACGAUGGAAUAUACUACCCGCUACUAGUAACGAAACAGUAUUCUUUGACGACCGGCUGCGCUUUGCGUGGGCCAACCUGGUACUCAGUUCCAGGGAAUGGGUGGGACAUCAGCUAUGGCCGGUAUUGGACAUGGCCGAUUCCAAUCUGUUGGAGCAAGCUGCUUUUUCGGUGAACACCAAUCCACAAACAGGAGGUCGAGUCCAAACCUUUGUGGCACUAUCACAAGGCACUGAAGUCUUUACCGUUCCACAAUCCACCACCAAUCUAGCCUUUCUACAAAGAAGUUGUCAUGCAUUUCCCAACAAUCCCAGUGAAUUUGUCAUGUUGGACAUACAACUGCCAACUACUCUGGCAGAGAAUCCACACUGGAUUCCAUUACUGCAAUCCAUUGUCACCGAUACUCGACCGUACGAGCACCCACAUUCCAUGGAUCACAUGACACCUCGGAACGGACGAGUCACCAUUUACCAAUCACAAUCACAACAACAACCACACGAUAGUCAUCUACAGCAACAACCCACUACUCUACGAGCCACUAUUCGGCUCUUUCGUAAUAGCGUCACAGCUCUGUUGAGUGUGGCACGGGCGGUCGUGUGGCUGCAAGACGAUAAACAAAAGAAUACGCGUUUGCUCUGGCAGGCGUCCUCCUUGGGCCGACAACGAGCCGUCCAUCUCCAGAUGGAACGACAAGCACUGGAACUGGCCGAUCAAUGGUUGCGUCGUCGUCGACAACAAUUUCCAACGUCCUUGUCGUACGACCAAGAUCUACUGGCCAACAUGAUACACGAGGCCGAGCCAAAACAGCACAUGUCCCUCGAGAAAUUGCGAGUGGCGCUCAUCUUUCGCACGCAACAAAAGGACAUUAUCGAAGCCAAUUGGAAAUCGGUGCGGUCCAUGACACGAACGUUGUACAUGGAAUACAACGAUGACUACGGUCGUCGUACUCAGGAUGAAUUCUAG
This is a messenger RNA of Seminavis robusta, 1635 nucleotides long. NCBI's taxonomy places the organism in Eukaryota, Bacillariophyta, Bacillariophyceae, Naviculales, Naviculaceae. The record is from the annotation of a GenBank genome assembly.